Molecule: messenger RNA, 1410 nt
Organism: Letharia columbiana
Lineage: Eukaryota; Fungi; Ascomycota; Lecanoromycetes; Lecanorales; Parmeliaceae
Exons: 1
Coding region: 1-1410 (469 amino acids)
Cellular component (GO): endoplasmic reticulum
Molecular function (GO): mannosyltransferase activity
Source: RefSeq, a predicted model, not a curated record
AUGUUCGACUUGGAAAGCUGGCUUCUAGGGCUGGUGAUAAUCCUCGCCAUUUCUUCCCUCGUCUUAUUCAAUCUGCCAACCCAAUACGGUGGAAUCAUAGGCAAGGAUCGUAGUGCCAACAGGAUCCAGAUCCUAGUCCUGGGCGACAUUGGCAGAAGUCCUCGAAUGCAGUAUCAUGCAUUGAGCAUAGCCAAACAUGGGGCACAGGUGGACCUCAUUGGAUAUCGGGAGUCUGACCUACAUCCUGAUAUACUUGCAAAUUCCAAUGCAAUCAGAGUACAUGCCCUUCAUCCUGCUCCCGCUUGUCUCCAGACGAAAGACAGGCGACUCUUCCUGGUAUAUGGGCCGUUGAAAGUACUCUUUCAAAUCUGGACAUUAUGGCUUGCUCUCGGAUACAGGGCCAAACCCUCCAGAUGGAUGCUUGUUCAAAAUCCUCCCUCGAUACCCACUCUUAUCGUCGCGUAUGUCGUCUGCUUCCUUCGCCAUACACGACUCGUAAUCGAUUGGCACAACUUCGGGUACUCCAUCCUUGCCCUAAGACUUGGGAGCACGCAUCCACUUGUCCAGAUAUCACGCCUGUACGAACAGCUGUUCGCUCGCUCUGCCGAAGCCCACUUCUGCGUGACUAAUGCUAUGGCACGAGUCCUAGAACGAGAUUAUGGCAUCACAACGAAGAUCUUACCUCUCCACGACCGUCCAGCAUCCCACCUACAAGUCCUUACCGAAGCGCAGCGCUCGAGCUUCCUCGCCACCUUGCCGAAUCUUCUCAGUCCAGGUGAUGACCAAAGGCUACAAGACUACCAGCGCCUCGUCUCCGAAAUCAAAAUGAGCAAAUCGCGCCUCAUAGUCAGCUCAACAUCCUGGACGCCUGACGAAGACUUUUCCGUCCUUCUCGAGGCACUCACCAAUUACUCUGAUUUGGCAAUAACCACACAUCCUCAUCUCCCAGAGGUAUUGGUCGUAGUAACGGGCAACGGCCCGCAAAAAGAUGCCUUCCUAACCCGCAUACAGAGCUUGAAAGCGGAAGAGAAACUCGAGAUGGUGACCAUCGAAACUGCUUUUCUUAGCACUUCCGAUUAUGCUGAGCUACUUGGAUCAGCUGACCUGGGCGUGAGUUUGCACACGAGUAGCAGCGGUGUGGAUUUACCGAUGAAGGUGGUAGAUAUGUUUGGGACUGGGUUGCCAGUUGUGGGGUGGGGGGAUUUCGAGGCGUGGCCAGAGCUCCUGCAUGAAGGGGUGAAUGGGAAGAGCUUCAGUGAUGCAGAAGGCUUGCAGGAAGUGUUGAUGGAACUGUUUGGUGGGGACGAGGAGUUGUUGAGGCGAUUGAAAAAGGGCGCUGUUGAGGAGGGGAAAUUGAGAUGGGAUGAGGAGUGGGACCGAGUUGCUGGGACACUCUUCUUCCCCACUUGA